Pygocentrus nattereri (red-bellied piranha) is the source of this 11221-nucleotide messenger RNA. It is a transcript of the gene chd6, whose product is annotated as chromodomain helicase DNA binding protein 6. Lineage: Eukaryota; Metazoa; Chordata; Actinopteri; Characiformes; Serrasalmidae. Gene Ontology annotation, molecular function: ATP-dependent chromatin remodeler activity; ATP binding; protein binding. The transcript is spliced from 38 exons. The record is from RefSeq and is a predicted model, not a curated record. The coding region runs from base 310 to 9075 and encodes 2921 amino acids.
CGCGUUCUCCCACACAUCCGCGCCGCGCGCGCACAAUGGUCGCUGUAUGCGAUCCGCCUCGCUCUCAGACAAGCUUUAGGAGGAAGGGCUCGCGCGCCUCUGCCUGACAGCCGCGAGGCCAAUCGGAGCGCGCGCGCGCCCAGCUGCGCCCGGCCGCGGCCAAUGGAAAAGCGGAGCACGCGGGCUCGGCGGAGAGGGUUAGGCUGUUUGUCGCAGGCGGCCAGCGCUAAACUUCACCAAAUAAUAGCUGUUUGUGUUUUGGCCGCCGCAGUGGCCAUUUUAGAUGCAGAUGAAAAGUUCUAGAAAAAAAUGAAAAUACAAAAGAAGGACAAGCAGAUGUCUGCCACCCACAUUUUAAAGCACACGCAAGCCGCCGCAGCAGCAACUGCCUCCGACCAAAACGCACAAACUACAUUUCCCAUCGGCCAUUUCGGCAAGGAACAGAUCCGCAUCAUCGGCGGGCCGGCCAAUCACUGCAUGGCGCACGCCAGCAGCCCGAGUCCGCACCCGUCGUCCUCGCCGGUCAACAGCGAGGAGGAUGACGGAGGGGGCGGGGCCAGGGUGAGGAAAAAACGAAAGAAAAAAGACAAGAAAGACUCAAGAAACUGGCAGCAGGAGGAGAGAGAGAGCGACAUCAGACCAAAGAAAAAGAAGGAGCAGAAAGAAGGGAAGGAGCUGCUUCAGAAGAAGCCCAGGCCACCCAAGGAGGAGAAGGAGGCCAAGAAGAAAGAAGGGAAGCCGGUAAAGGAGGCCAAAAAGGUCAAGAAGGAUCAAGAGGUCAAGUCAAAGACGCAGGCCAAGUCUGCGACCUCACUGCCGAGGCAGCGAGGCAGGAAGCCAAAAGAGCCGGGCGCCGUCCCCCCGGAGAAGAGGAAGAAAGGGAAGCGGAAAAACGAGGCCCUGCAGGAGGCGGAGAGCGAUGACACGGCCUCGCUCUGCACGCUGGCCACGGGAGGAGAGGAGAGCACCGACCCCAUGGACAGCACUAAGAGGCGUUCGGGGCGUCAGGUUAAGCGCAGGAAGUAUAACGAAGAUCUCGACUUCAAGGUGGUUGAUGAUGACGGCGAGACCAUCGCAGUGUUGGGAACGGGACGAAUCCCGGCCAUCUCCUCCUCCACUCUCGCCUGGCAAGCCGAGGAGCCCCCUGAAGAUGAUGCCAACAUCAUUGAGAAGAUUCUCUCUGUGCGCACCGUCAAGAAAGAGACGUCCCCUGGGGAACCCCCUGAAGAGCUGGAGGAGUUUUAUGUCAAGUACAGAAAUUUCUCGUACCUCCACUGUAAAUGGGCGACUUUGGAGGAGCUGGAAAAGGACCCACGCAUUCACCAAAAAAUCAAGCGCUUUAGGAACAAGCAGGCACAAAUGAAGCACAUUUUCACCGAGCCGGAUGAAGACCUCUUCAAUCCUGACUAUAUUGAAGUAGAUCGAGUUCUGGAGAUUGCCAUCACUACAGACACAGAGACAGGAGAGGAGGUGACACACUACCUGGUAAAGUGGUGUUCUCUGUCUUAUGAGGAAAGCACUUGGGAACUGCAGGAGGAUGUAGACCCUGUGAAGAUCCGUGAGUUUGAAGAACUCAAGAAAGUUCCAGAACACAAACAUGUUGAGAGGCCUUUACCGGAGCAGUGGCAGAAGCUGGAGAAGUCUCGAGAAUACAGAAACGGCAACCAGCUCAGAGAAUACCAGCUAGAGGGCAUGAACUGGCUCCUUUUCAACUGGUAUAACAGGAAGAACUGCAUCCUCGCUGAUGAGAUGGGUUUGGGGAAGACCAUCCAGUCCAUAACAUUCCUCUAUGAGAUUUUCCUCAUGGGUUUGAGAGGCCCGUUCCUCAUCAUUGCUCCACUCUCCACCAUCACCAACUGGGAGAGAGAGUUCCGCACCUGGACCGAGAUCAACGUCAUCGUUUAUCACGGCAGCCAGAUCAGCCGGCAGAUGAUCCUGCAGUAUGAGAUGUACCACAGGGACGAACAGGGAAACAUAGUGCCUGGUCAUUUUAAGUUCCAUGGCGUGAUCACCACGUUUGAGAUGAUCAUGGCUGACUGCCCUGAGCUGAAGAAGAUUAACUGGCGCUGUGUUGUGAUCGACGAGGCUCAUCGGCUGAAGAACCGGAACUGUAAACUGCUGGAGGGACUCAAACUAAUGAACCUGGAACAUAAAGUUCUCCUAACUGGUACACCUCUGCAGAACUCUGUGGAGGAACUCUUCAGUCUGCUCAACUUUCUGGAGCCGAUGCAGUUCCCUUCAGAGAGCACGUUCCUCGAAGAGUUUGGGGAUUUGAAGACUGAGGAGCAGGUCAAGAAGCUCCAGGCCAUUCUGAAGCCCAUGAUGCUGAGGAGACUGAAAGAUGAUGUGGAGAAGAAUCUGGCACCCAAAGAAGAGACCAUCAUUGAGGUGGAGCUCACCAACAUCCAGAAGAAAUACUACCGAGCCAUCUUGGAGAAAAACUUUGCCUUUCUGGCCAAAGGAGCCAACCAGCACAACAUGCCCAACCUCAUCAACACCAUGAUGGAGCUGCGCAAGUGCUGCAACCACCCAUACCUCAUCACAGGUGCUGAGGAGAAGAUUCUGGAGAGCUUCAGGAAAAACCACAAUCCCGACGCCCCAGAUUUCCAGCUCCAAGCUAUGAUCCAAGCUGCUGGGAAACUGGUGCUAAUCGACAAGCUGCUCCCCAAACUGAUCGCCGGAGGACACAAGGUGCUGAUAUUCUCCCAGAUGGUUCGAUGCUUAGACAUAUUAGAGGACUACCUCAUUCAGAGGAGGUACACUUAUGAGCGAAUCGAUGGGAGAGUCCGGGGGAACCUGCGUCAAGCGGCCAUUGAUCGGUUCUGUAAGGUGGACUCUGACCGCUUCGUCUUCCUGCUCUGCACCCGAGCCGGCGGGCUGGGCAUCAACCUCACCGCUGCAGACACCUGCAUCAUCUUCGACUCGGACUGGAACCCUCAGAAUGACCUGCAGGCUCAAGCCCGCUGUCAUCGGAUCGGCCAGAGCAAAGCAGUGAAGGUGUAUCGUCUCAUCACGCGCAACUCAUAUGAAAGGGAGAUGUUCGACAAAGCCAGUCUAAAACUGGGACUGGACAAGGCCGUUCUUCAGGACAUCAACCGCAAGGGCAGCCUCAAUGGGGUCCAGCAACUGUCUAAGAUGGAAGUGGAGGAUCUCCUGAGGAAGGGCGCGUAUGGUGCUCUAAUGGACGAGGAAGAUGAAGGCUCGAAGUUCUGUGAGGAAGAUAUCGACCAGAUUCUCCAACGCCGCACCCAAACCAUCACCAUCCAGUCCGAGGGGAAGGGGUCCACGUUCGCGAAGGCCAGUUUUAUAUCUUCUGGAAACCGAACGGACAUCUCUCUGGACGACCCCAACUUCUGGCAGAAAUGGGCUAAAAUCGCUGAGCUGGAGAUCGACUCGAAAGCUGAGAAGGAGAGUCUGGUGAUCGAUACGCCUCGUGUGAGGAAGCAGACGCGCCACUACAACUCGUUUGAGGACGACGAGCUGAUGGAGUUCUCGGAGCUGGACAGCGACUCUGAGGAGCGCCCCUGCCGCUCGCGCCGCUUCGGUGACCGCAGUAGGCGAUAUCUCAGAGCAGAGUGCUUCAGGGUGGAGAAGAACCUCCUCAUAUUUGGGUGGGGGCGGUGGAAGGACAUUCUGAAUCACGGACGUUUUAAAUGGCACCUCACAGAGAGAGACAUGGAGGUGCUGUGCAGAGCGCUGCUCGCCUACUGCGUGCGCCAUUACAAAGGAGACGACAAGAUCAAGAGCUUCAUCUGGGACCUAAUCACGCCCACCAAGGACGGACACAACCAGGCACUGCAGAACCACUCGGGGCUGUCGGCUCCUGUGCCGCGGGGCCGCAAGGGUAAGAAGAUGAAGAACCAGCUGAGUCCUCCAGAGCUGAAGAAUGCAGACUGGCUGGUCCACUGUAACCCGGAGGUGGUGCUCCAGGAUGACAGCUACAAGAAACACCUCAAACAGCACUGUAACAAGGUGCUGCUGAGGGUGCGGAUGCUGUAUUACCUGAAGGCAGAGGUGCUUGGUGAGGCUGCCACACAGGCUCUGGAAGGAGUUCCAGCCAGUAAACUGGAGGUGGCCCUGCCGGAUAUUGACUACAUUGAAAUUCCCACUAGUUGGUGGGAUGCAGACGCGGAUAAAUCUCUGCUCAUCGGAGUUCACAAACACGGGUACGAGCGGUACAACGCCAUGCGUGCAGACCCUCAGCUCUGUUUCCUAGAGCGAGUGGGCAUGCCAGACGUCACCGCCCUUACAGCAGAGCAGGCUGGCGCUGAGGGGGUGACUGACGCACCUGACAGUGUGAGUAAAACUGAUGAUAUAAAAGAAGAUGUAGAUGCAAAGCCAGAUGACAUCGAGGACAAAGAAGAGAAAGAGGAGAGAAAGGAGGAGGGAAGCCCUUACGCAGAGGAAACGGUGAAACAUGACAGUGCUGUGGGAGACUCUCUUCCAGAUGGACAGACUCAGGAGGUGGUGGAGCAGGGACGCGCUUUAUGGCCGGCGGGCUCCGCCCUCACAGCCAGAUUACGGCGACUUAUCACCGCCUAUCAGCGCUACACGCGCCGUGAGCCGCUCCGUCACGAGUUCCUCAUGCACGAGGGGAUUGGGCCUGUUGCCUGGCAACUGGGCGAGGAGAUCCGGCGCUGCACAACUGAUCCUGAUCCGCUCUUUCUGGAGUGGCAGAGGAGGUGGACACGGCGUGAGCAGGCUGACUUUUACCGUACCGUUUCCUCCUUCGGGGUGGUGUACGACCCAGACAAGAAGAUCUUUGACUGGAGCCAGUUCCGUGUCUUUGCACGUUUGGAGAGAAAAACAGACGAAAGUUUGGAGAGAUAUUUCUGGUGCUUUGUGUCUAUGUGCCGUACGGCCUGCAGACUGCCGCCAAGGAAGGAUGAAGGUCCAGUUGACCCCACUAUAUUUGUGGAACCCAUUACUGAAGAACGAGCUGCCCGCACUUUGUACCGCAUUGAGCUCCUGCGGAAGGUCCGUGAGCAGGUGUUGCGUCACCCCCUUCUGGGGGAGCGUCUGAAGCUUUGCCGUCCUAGCCUUUACCUGCCUGUUUGGUGGGAGUGUGGCAAACAUGACCGGGACCUUCUCAUCGGAGUGGCCAAGCAUGGCCUCAGCCGCACUGACUUCUACAUUCUCAAUGAUUCACAGCUGUCAUUCCUAGACGCUCAUCGCAAUUACGUCCACAAAGAAAACUAUGGAUACCCGGCAUCAGGCCUUCCACAUCAGCACUGCUGCCUGUAUGACACUAAUUUGGGACAGUGCCAUUCCCCUCAGCCUCCGGAAUACCAUCCUCCAACUUUGCACCCCUCACAAGCACAGCAUCACAUGCAUGUUCAUGGACCUUCCGAAGCUGCAGUAGCAUCAGAACCUGGAAGUACCAGGGAAGGCUUCUUGGAUUGCCCACCACUGGACGACUCGUUGGAGCUUGGGUCCUUACAGCAUGAAGGCUUGACCUCAGACUCGCUCCACAGCAAGUCUGGCAAAGAGGCCUUCAAUGGAUUCCCAUUUAAUUCAGCUUCUGCUGGCCAGAGUAUGUUAAACUCAUAUGGUGUACAAGGAGAGCUAAGCGGGGCGCAAGGAGACAUGGCUGACUCAAUCGCUGGAAAGCUUCGUAGUGACGUUUUGGUUGGAGAGCAGGGUUCCUCAGAGGAGACAGGCUUAAUGGCCCCCUCAGUGGAGUUGAAUGAACUACAGACACCGUGGGAGAGCUCAGACCAUGCCGAACCAUCUGAUAUUUUCAAUGAGGCUGAUCCAAUCUUGGGCACGCCUGCAUUGGAAACAGGAUUCCUGGACCCUUCACAAAAUGAAGAUGGACAGGAACGGGAUGAUCCUCUCACAGACUGCUUGAGCAUGCCCAGUUCAGACUCGCAAAGCAACCCGGUAGAACCGCUAGCGCCAAGCUUCAUGUUGUUUAAGGAGAUUGGAGAGACAUCCGUGGAACAACCGGAUUUAUCUGAUAGUCCUCCAGAAUAUGUUCCCCCACAACCUCUUGUGCUGUCAGAUGUGAGCAUGGACCAAGCGGAGCCAAUGAGCGAGGAUCUAGAAGAGAAGCUGAAUGAUUCUGACAUCACACACAGUGACCCCAGUCCAGAAGGUGGAGCAGAACAUAUGGAAUAUCACUUUGAGAAAGAAGAUCCCUCCCAAGCUAGUGACAGUCCUUUGACAAAGGAAGACUUGUCUUCUGCAGAACCUUCGGUGGAGCCCCUAAAAUCAGAGUGCAAGGUACCAUUUGAGGAUUCAAGUGAGGAGCAGUUGAAGGAUCCUUGUGAAGUGUCCUUGGAAGAACCUUGUGAGAAACUCCUAAUGGAGUCAGGUAAAGUGCCCUUAGAAGAACCAUACACUAUGCCCUGCAAAGACGCCCUAGGGGAAUCAUUUGAAGGGUCUUCUCCCCAAGAUCCUAAUGAGGAACACAUGGAGAAAGAGUCCUCUGAAGAGCCUGGGAAAGAACCCCUAGAACCAAUGGUGGAAAAUACUCCAGACGACACCACUCUCUCAGCAGAGGAACCUUUGCCGUCAUCGUUUCCUUUAUCUCCCUCUCUUUCCAGUACAGCACCAGACAGCCACACAUUCCCAGAUGCUGAGAUGGGCCCUCACAUAAAACAGGAGUUCCUCCUGGAUCCAGGAGGGGCCGAGGUCAAGCCUGAGCCUGACAGCACUACACUGACCCCUCACCUGGACCAGACUGCUGUUCUGGAAGUGAAGGAUGAGAUAAAGGAAGAGGAAGCAAAGAGUCCAGCUCUGCUGGGAGAUGGUUUUGUUGAUGCGCCGCGGUUUGCUCCACCAGGAUGUGAGGUGGCAGACAAUCUCCAUGAUGUAAGAGAGCCAACCAUCGCUCAGCUUCUGCAGGAGAAAGCUCUGUACUCCUUCUCUGAAUGGCCUAAGGACAGAGUGAUCAUCAACCGCAUCGACAGCAUAUGCCAUGCCAUUUUAAAGGGGAAAUGGCCUUCCUCGACUCAGCAGUACGAGUCUCCCAGCUCAGUGGCCAACACCUGCACGGCCAACAGUGCCCAGCAGAGAGCAGGGUUUCUGUCUGCCAGAAUGCCUCUACCUCAGAGCCUUAACUUCAACAUCCCACACUCAGUACCCCGAAUACAGAAGGAGCGCUUGGUGACCCCUGCGUUUCUUCCCGAACUCAAGCGUCCCAGGCGAGGCUUCGAGUUCGAGGCGGAGGUUCUCGCCAAAUCAAGCCAUCUUGGAGAAAAAAUUCAAGUUGGCGUCUCUCACCGUGGAAGCGCGCUCCUUCUCAACGGGUGGCAAGAAGCGGCCAUGGACCUGUCCAAGUCCACAGAACUUGCGGUUGGUGGGGAGACUGGCCCAAUGAGUCACAUGACCCAUUCUGUCCAAUCAGCACCUCAUAAGAUUCCCGGCCUGGGCUCGAUGGGACUGGACAUGGCUGGCAUUCUGCAAGCAGGCCUUAUACACCCUGUUACAGGGCAGAUUGUUAAUGGUAGCCUUCGGCGUGAUGACUCGAUAAUGCGGAGAAGGAGAGGGCGGAGAAGAAAUGUGGAAGAUUCUGAUCUGGGAUUCAUGAAGGGACAAGGCAUACAUUUACCUGAGCAACAGGCACGACAAGAGGGGCUCAACCAUGCCAUCGUGUCCUCCACCUCCUCUCAGCCAGAACGUCCCUCCGCUGCCCCUUCAGCUCCUCCUUCCACAGAGCCACUGACCACAAGUGUGGACAGAGAGGCAGCCAGUAAAAGUCUGAUGGAAUGGCUCAGACAGAACCCCAGCUACAGCUUGGAGCUCCCUGCUUUUCCACCGUCUCAGACCGCAGGCAUAAUGCACGGUUUUGUUGAACGUCCAAAACAGAGGAGGCAUCGCUGUAAAGACCCCACCAAGUUGGACGUGAACUCCCUCACCGGAGAGGAGAGAGUGCCUGUAGUGCACAGGAGCACAGGGCGCAGGCUGGGUGGCGCUAUGGCCCCAGCCAUUAAGGAGCUUUCCCAAUGGCUGGAUGCAAACUCCGAAUAUUCCAUAGCUCCCGACUGGGCAGAUGUAGUGAAGCAUUCAGGAUUCCUCCCGGAAGGAAAGUUCACCCGCAUCCUCACUGAACCGGUGAACCGGGACUCCGGCGCACGUCGGCGAGGCAGGCGACCCCGUAGCGAGAUGCCCAAAGCCCCCGAGCUGCCAGCUGGCAUGGGACCACUCUUUAUGAACGGUGGGCUCAUUGGUAGCAUGGACCUGGUCAGCUUACCCAACCUCCGCAAUGUCCCUGGCAUCCCGAUAACCAGUCUCAUGGGCUUCCCUCACGGUUUCGCUGCUGCUGUCCCUGGAGAAGACACUAAGAGCAGUCUGGGCAUGCUACCCAUGAUGCUCCACAGCAUGCCGGCGGUGCAGCCAUCCAUGUACGGCGCUCAUGUGAGCAGGCUGAUGAACCAACCGCCGUCCACUGCAGCCUCCAGCACAUCCGCAGCUGCCAGCUCCUCCAGCACGGCGACAGUAACGUCCACGUCCUCCGUCCCUGUGGCCUUAACCCCAAGCCUGGUGGACAGCUCCAGCGCAGUGGCCCCCCUCGAGAGGGCCAGCCCUGAGUCUAGUACUGACAGACGGAGCACGGACGAAAGGCCACUAGGCGAGGACGAAAGGAACGCGGCGACUGUCGCCGCCCCUGUGGCGACUAGCAGCAGUGCUAGCAUUACGAGCACUGGGAGCCAUUUGGCCUUCAACCCCUUCUUGAUCCCAGGAAUGUCCCACGGACUGCUAUAUCCGCACAUGUUCCUCCCGCACGGCAGCAUUAUGGCACUUCCGGCCAUGCCGGCAGCAGAUAGCACCAACAGCCCCAAGCGAAAGAGAAAGAAAGCAAAGGAUGACGGAGGGGCGGAAGGAAGCGGUGGUGGCACGCAGGUGGAAGCUGGGGAGACAAAGGGGUUGAGGAUUGAACAGACAGCGGAGAGCAAGAGGCUGGAGGAAGCUCUGCCAGCCGUGGAGACCACUGAGGUUGGAGGUCACAGCUGCUGUGACCCUCCAGCCGAGGUCAAGAGCACUGACAAUAAGAAAGAAAGGGAAGGAGAGGGAGUAACGGGGCGUAGCGUCUCUGCAGCAGAAGAAAAAGGCUCGGAGGACGUGCUGUAGACUCCGCGCUCCCCUCCAAACACUACCGUCGUGUGUUGUGUUGGUAAAAGUUUGUGUAAAGAACUUUAAUUAUCCACUUGUUAAUGUUUAUAGAUCUGCUGCCUAAUCAAAACAGGGGAAUUCUCUGACAUAAUAGCAUGCACACGCUUACAGGUCUCAAUACCACAAGGGGAAACAUCGUUCUCAGUGUUGCGGCACGGGAGCGGGUCCGGACCCGCUGAGGCCGUGGAGGAUGCUUAGCUCCGCAUUAGAAGUGAUUACAUCUUUUAUUUUCUCUUUUGUUUUCCAUAUAAACUCCUCCUGGAUCCUGAGAAAGCGUGCAGUAGAGGGUAAACGGUAAAGGGCCGUUUGAAAGCGGCACGAUUAUGUUUACAGGAUUUCAGACAAAACGUGCUCCUGUUGUCACGAGAGAUUCGAUUAGGUUACCCAUAGAGAUGCUUAUAAAAAAACGACAAACCAACCCACCUCUCCAUAGGUGCAUUAGCAGGGUCGCUGCUGUCGUGACGUUGGACUCCAUCCCUAGUUGCUGCUAUGUGUUCAUUCUAGUGGAAACUGUAGAGCUGUAAAACAUCCGAGUCUGUACAAAGCUAUAAGUGACACGAUGAGUGCAAUGAAACCUUAGAGAAAAAGCACUGCUUCUUUUGAAAAAGAUAGCAAAGAACAAUCCAGAGAUUGAUUUAUCAUGUAUCGUUUGUCUUUUCCCGUUAUAUUCCCGCAAUGUCACUUUGAAAUGAUGCCCUUCGGUCUUUCAGAGAGGCGGUCUGCUCUGUGAGGACCAGUAUGGGUGGGCUACAGGGGCGAAUCGUUAGUGCCGUAGGCGAGCUUGGGUUCUAGUAGGGUUUAGGUGGGGUUUUAACAGUAUGGGAGAUAAUGCAUCAACACUUUGACGGUUCUGCCGGAGGUGUGGAGCUAUUCCUGUGGAGAAUAUGUAAACAUUUCAUUCAUAGAGGUGGGCAAUAUGCCAAUAAUAUGACAAAUAGUUUCACUGUACAGAGGGUGGAUGUCUGAUGAGACACUAGUGCCACAAAACUUUGGGAACAAUCCAGAUUAAUGAUUCAUUUCCAUUUAAACCGAACGAAUUAUGCGGUCCUAAAAAUGGUUUGACCAAAAAUGGAAUUUGCUUAAUUUUUCAUGUUUACUGUCCAAGUUUGGCUUCUUCACUUUAACAGGACCUACGAGGCUAAUGUUGCUAAAACUGGAACUCAAUAGUCACCCAAAUCUUUUCGGUAAAUAUAUCGCUCAGGCUCGGGGGGACGUCACCAGGUGGCCGAACGCUGCGAGCUGCCACUUUAGACAUCAGAGGCGUUUCUGUUUAUAAACAUACAGUCGCAGGAAACACUCCUGGUCGUACGUUUGGUCAAUUUAUUAAGAGAAAAUAAGUUAUCCCGUAUUUUACAGAGAACACACUAACGUGGCUUACUUUUUCCUUUUUUCUCUUUUUAUUAAUGUGUAAUUAAUUUUUUAGAAAAUAAUGUAAAAUAUAUGUGCCAUUACUUUUGCACAGUCCACAUUUUGUUUCCCAAGAUGAAAUUCGGCAAAUAAACAUCAGUUUUGCACUAAAAUGUGCAGGAGUGUGUCUCUGUAGAGGAUUUGUUAAGUCAUUUUAACAAAAAAAAAUCAACACAAAUUUAAGGUUAAAUAUUAAAUUAAAUGUUUUCCGAACUGUAAUAAGUUAACGUCAUCUAUAGGGAAAACACUUAAAUAUGUAUAUUUAAAUACACAAAAAAAACUGCAAUUUAAAUUUUUGCUAAGACAAAAAAGCAAAAUCAAAAUAAUAAAAUAAAACGAUGCCUACGUGCAAUUAUUAUUUUUCUGAGAAUAAAAUAAUGUAAAUGUGCCAUAACUUUUGCACAGUCCACAUAUUAUGUUUCCCAAGAUUAAUUAAGUGCUACAGCAGCAAAGGGAGAGCAAAGCAUUCAAGAAAAUAAGUAACAAGAAGAGAAUUAAACAAGAAAUUAAUCUUGUAAAUCACCAAGGUUUACAGUUUGUUACUUGCUACUUCUUAGACAACAUAUAUAACCCUAAAAAUAAAAGUAAGGUAAGAAUAUAUAUAUUACUGCUGUCGGAACAAAACCUCGUAUCUCCAUUUUUCUCAUUUUUCAGUUUUUGACAUAUUUUGAACGUGCCCAUAGAACGUGCCUAUAUA